GACAUUCUUUCUCAUUUUGACAAGAAAAUAUGAUCAAUGAGAAGAUGAAGGCAAACAAAAUGAAAGAGAAAAUCUAAUUAGCUCUUAAUGAAGAAGAACAUGAAGAACAAGGCUGAUAAUGAAGAAGAACAUGAAGAACAAGGCUGAUAAUGAAGAAGAAAAAAAUGAGAAUAUCUGCACAAGAGAAGAAGAAAUGAAGAAAAAUGGUUGAGAAAUGAUGAAGAGGAAGAGAGAGAGCUUAGGGUUUUAAAGAAUUAAUCGGAAAUUUUUUUAAAAAUAAAAAUAAUAAUGAGUUAGCUCAUAUAUAGCUGUUACAUAUGUCAAAUGUACGAAAUUUUUUGAAAAAAUUAUGCUUCACACGCAUUUUGGCUUUUGAGGUCGAACAUUUAAUCUAGCCAGCGUUCAGGUGUGGUUUCAUCAGUUCUGGAAUUUCAUUCAUUCACUCUUAUUUGCUUUAUACUGAUGAAACAAAAAAAAAAAAGAAAAAAGAAAAAGAGAAAUAGUUGAGGUGUGUUUUCAUCAGUUCAGGAAUUUCUUUCAUUCACUCUUAUUUGCUUUACUAGUUUCCUCAGCCAGACAGCAACCAGAAAGAUUGCAGGAUUUUAAAUUAGUGAGUUCAAAGUGUACUGAUUUAUCCACUUCUUUGACAGAAGUGUGAACUUAAGUAUAAAUAUUUGUACUUCUUUUUUCAAAAAUAGAUGCUUCAGGCAAACCACUGUGGUAACUUGUAUACAACAUUUCGAGGGUAGCAAAAAGCACCUUUUGCCACAAGGACGAGCACAUGCUACCCUCAAGCUUGCGUCUUAACCCAAACCACCAUUUCCUGCGUGCACUUCGACCACCUGGAGAUAUACGACGUGCCCGCCAACUGUUCGAUGAAAAUCCCGACCCAGAUAUACGAUCCUGGACGCUCUUGAUCACCGCAUAUACUAAAAACGGCUUUCCAGAAGAAGCAUUGAAAGUCUUUGACGAGUUGCGGGAAAAGAAAGUUCUUCCUGAUCAGUUGGCACUGUUAUCAGUAACCAAAGCUUGUGCUACUUUAGCCAACCUGAUAAAAGCAAAAGGGAUUCACAAAGAUGUGAUUAGAUAUGGAUAUCGCGCUGAUUUACUCCUUGGAAAUGCACUUAUUGACAUGUAUGGCAAGUGUAAAUAUGUUCAAGGUGCCAGAGAUGUUUUUGAUGAUUUAAGUGCUAAAGAUGUAAUCACUUGGACGUCGAUGAGUUCGUGUUAUGUUAAUUGUAAACUUCCAAGAGAGGCGAUAAGGACUUUCCGUGAAAUGGGGUUAAAUGGGGUGAGGCCUAAUCCUGUUACAUUGUCUUGUAUACUUCCUGCGUGUUCAGAUUUGAAAAGUUUGAAUUUGGGUAGAGAGAUUCACGGGUAUAUUGUUAGAAAUGGGAUGCAUGAUAAUGUGUAUGUUAGCAGUGCUCUUGUGGACAUGUAUGCUAGUUGUUCAAGUAUCAAACAAGCAGAGUUGGUAUUUAAUAGUACGCGUCAGUUUGACUAUGUUUUAUGCAAUGUCAUUAUGUCAGCAUAUUUCUCAAAUGGGGAAUGUGACAAAGCACUUCGCGUCUUUGAUCAGUUGCGAAAAGGAGGAAAGACACUGAAUCACGAUUCCUGGAAUUCUGUUAUUGGAGGGUGCAUGCAAAGUGGAAGAACAGAUAAGGCCCUUCAAAUACUUAAUGAAAUGCAGCAUUCGGGUGUAAAACCAAAUAAAAUCACGAUCACCAGUGUGUUACCCACUUGUAUAGAUCUAGGAAGCAUAAGAAGAGGUAAGGAGAUUCACGGUUUUCUCCUUCGGCAUUUAUUUUUGGAGGAUGAGACAGUCUCCACUGCGUUGGUAUUCAUGUAUGCUAAAUGUGGUGACCUGGAACUAUCUAAAAGAGUCUUCUGUAUGAUGCCAAAAAAAGAUACUAUUGCUUGGAACACAAUGAUUAUUGGAAAUUCAAUGCAUGGUAAGGGAGAGGAAGCCUUGUUGCUUUUCCGUGAAAUGGUAAGUUCAGGGGUGAAACGCAACUCUGUUACUUUUACUGGGAUCCUAUCAGGUUGCAGCCAUUCACGGCUGGUAGACGAGGGCCUUAUGAUCUUUUACUCAAUGAGCAAAGAGCAUGGAGUUGAACCUGAUGCAGAACAUUAUUCAUGCAUGGUUGAUGCUCUGAGCCGCGCUGGUCGCCUGGAACAGGCAUAUAAUUUCAUCCAAAACAUGCCCAUGAAAACAAGUGCUGGUGCUUGGGGAGCAUUGCUUGGUGCAUGUAGAGUAUAUAAGAACGUGGAAAUGGCACGAGCUGCUGGAAAACAACUAUUGGAGAUUGAGCCAGAAAAUGCUGGGAACUAUGUUUUAUUGUCCAAUAUCUAUGAAGCUGCCAAACUACGAGAGGAGGCCUCAGAAAUUAGAAAAUUGAUGAGAGAAAGAGGAAUUAUGAAAGUUCCUGGUUGUAGUUGGAUUCAAGUGAAAGGCAAAGUGCAUACUUUUGUUGUUGGUGACAAGGGUAAUGCUCAGACUGCAGAAAUUUACAGCUUUUUGACUGAAAUAGGCGAGAAGAUGAGGUUAGCGGGGUAUUUACCCUGUACAGACUUUGUUGGCCAAGAUCUUGAUGCAGAGGAGAAGGAAUACAGUUUGUGCAAUCAUAGCGAGAGGCUUGCUGUUGCCUUUGGGAUUCUUAAUUUGGAUGGUGCAUCAUCCAUUAGGGUGUUCAAAAACUUGAGAAUAUGUGGAGAUUGCCAUAAUGCCAUCAAAUAUAUGGCCAAGAUUGUUGGGGUGCAGAUCAUUGUGAGAGAUCCUCUAAGGUUUCACCAUUUUAAGGAUGGGUUAUGCUCCUGUAGUGAUUUUUGGUGAAAUUACAAAUGCCACCAAGUAUUAAACUUGAUAAGGUGCAAAUGUAAUUAAUUCUUAAGUGAUACUUGGGGGAUCUAAGCUGAUAAUACUACGAAGAAGAUUUUUUUUUUCUUUUCUCCAAGAAGUCUGAAGAUGUCAUCAUGCUUAUUGGUGCAACUAAUGAUAUAGAAGAUUUUGCUGGCACUAGCUCCGUGACAUAUACUCAGCACAAAGGUUCUAUGGCUUAGGGCCGUAUGCAAAAAUGUAACAAUUCUAUGCUAACCACCUUUAGGCACCUCAUUAUAUGUCUAAAGAUUGUCCUUUCAGAGUGGCUAAGUCCUAAGCAAAAAAAGGAAGGUGCUAUUGCCGGUUUGAUACCUGGGACUAGAAUACGAAUUGUAUAUGGUUGGCAGUCAAUAUUGAAAACAAUAAUAUGAUUGUUACUUCAUAGGAACUUAACCCAAGGAAGAGUAAGCAUUUAUAUUGGCUCCUUUGUCCAUUUCUCUUGAUCAAUUGAUUUUUCUC
Lycium barbarum (goji berry) is the source of this 3337-nucleotide messenger RNA. Its product is annotated as pentatricopeptide repeat-containing protein At1g20230-like. The record is from RefSeq and is a predicted model, not a curated record. The coding region runs from base 782 to 2833 and encodes 683 amino acids. Gene Ontology annotation, molecular function: protein binding; zinc ion binding; RNA binding. The transcript has a single exon. NCBI's taxonomy places the organism in Eukaryota, Viridiplantae, Streptophyta, Magnoliopsida, Solanales, Solanaceae. Gene Ontology annotation, biological process: RNA modification.